Molecule: messenger RNA, 1850 nt
Organism: Cheilinus undulatus (humphead wrasse)
Lineage: Eukaryota; Metazoa; Chordata; Actinopteri; Labriformes; Labridae
Gene: crlf1b
Product: cytokine receptor-like factor 1b
Exons: 8
Coding region: 378-1553 (391 amino acids)
Biological process (GO): cytokine-mediated signaling pathway
Cellular component (GO): external side of plasma membrane
Molecular function (GO): cytokine receptor activity; protein binding
Source: RefSeq, a predicted model, not a curated record
CCUGACGAUCAGUCGCAUGUGAUAUGACAGAGAAAACAACAGGACGUGAGUUGGGUUGAGCUAAAAUUGUGUCUUUUUCGUGGGUGUGUAGUAGGUGUGUAUCAGGGAGGGCUCAGACUGUGGAGCACUAAUGAGUUGUGUUUAGGAGGGAGGAGCAAACAGUACGAACCGAAGUGUCACAGCAGCAACAGAGACGCUUUACUGGAGUUUAACAGGAGCAGGGUACAGAAUCAGUCUGUCUGGUCUCCUGGUUUUUACUGAAGAGUUGAUAACGACGUGAGAAGAGCUGCUGAACAGAUGCUGCAGUUUCUCCUCCAACCUCAGCUCUUAGUCCUGCAAACAAGAAGAUAAAAACGGAGAAAACAGCUAAAAGAGCCAUGUUUACCUUUAUGCCUCUCCUCCUCGUGCUUAUUCCACGUGUGUUUCUGUCUUCGACUCAUGUAGCAGUGAUAUCCCCUCAAGAUCCCGUCUUGCAGAUCGGCUCCUCUCUAACAGCUACAUGCACGCUGAAUCUUGAGCUCGGCCUCCACGCCGACUCGUUGUAUUGGACUCUGAACGGGGUGAUUCUGUCCAGCAGCACCUACAGUGUGCUGAGUCCUGCGGCCGUGAGUGUCACCCUUCACAGCCUCAACGGCUCGAAGCAGCAGUCUGGAGACAACUUGGUGUGUCACAGAGGAGAUGGACAAGUCCUGGCUGGCUCGUGUCUCUAUGUGGGCAUGCCUCCAGAAAAGCCUGUUAAUAUAACAUGCUGGUCCCGCAACACAAAAGACCUAAGUUGCAAGUGGAGCCCUGGGGGGCACGGUGAGACCCACAUCCGAACCAAAUACGCCCUCAAGUACAAAUUGAGGUGGUAUGGCAAGGAGAAGCAGUGUGAAAAUUACGGCACAGGGAAGAAGCAUUACUUCUGCUACAUUCCCCGCAACCUCGCCCUCUUUACGCCAUAUGAGAUCUGGGUGGAGGCAGCCAAUCAGCUGGGCUCUGCCACCUCUGAGAUCACCACCCUGGACAUCCUUGACGUAGUAACCACAGACCCUCCUGCCAACGUGCAGGUGAGCCGUGUCGGCGACCUCGAGGACCAGCUGACAGUCCGCUGGGCCAGCUCCCGGGAACUCAAGGACGUUCUGUUUCAAGCCAAAUACCAGAUCCGCUACAGACUUGAGGACAGCACAGACUGGAAGGUGGUGGACAAUGUUGGUAACCAGACAUCAUGCCGGCUGGCAGGCCUCCGUCCUGGGACUGUCUAUUUUGUCCAGGUGAGGUGCAAUCCAGUGGGCAUCUAUGGCUCCAGGAAGGCUGGCAUCUGGAGUGACUGGAGCCAUCCAGCCGCUGCCUCCACACCCAGCAGUCAGCAUUUGCAGAGCGGUUCCUGUGAUAUAAAGCCCAGCGAGCAGAACUCCACCCUGCGGCGGGAACUCAAGCAGUUCUUUGGCUGGGUCCGUAAGCACGCGCAGGGCUGCAGCGGCAUGUCAAUCAAACUGUACGAUCAGUGGAGGGUGUGGCUGCAGAAAUCACACAAUACACGCAACCAGAUUUUACAAGAAGAUAAUUCAUAGCAUCACAGCUCAGGAUCACUGUGGUGUUUAAUUCAAGAACAGAUUACUGGCCCUGUGGGUCCCAGCUGUGUGAGAGGUCCAAUGCCUCGCCUGAAGGAAACCGCAAUGCUCGCUCAUAAAGCCUUAACUUCAGUUUAAAGGGCCCGGGUGGAAGAUAACUGAAGUUAGACAAUGCAGCCUUUUUCUGCUGUUUAUGCUGGCCAGAUCGUUCUGUUAGAUCUGUUUACAAGAAAAAGUUACAUUCAGAGCCUUAGAAACUGUACUUCAGUUUAAUAAAACAAAGUCAGCACAACAGAU